Molecule: messenger RNA, 1527 nt
Organism: Bactrocera oleae (olive fruit fly)
Lineage: Eukaryota; Metazoa; Arthropoda; Insecta; Diptera; Tephritidae
Source: RefSeq, a predicted model, not a curated record
UUUUAUUUCAAAAGCGGUUAUAAUUUUGAAGCUAUAUUUUGUUCCAGAACACUUUCGUAACUGAAUUUUUGUGAAAGUAAAGGUUAUUCUCUUUAUAAUUUCUCUUCACACAUGUUCCUCUUAACAAAAGUGGUUAGCUUUGUUUGGCUUUAACGGCUAUAGGAAACUGAUGGUAAUAUAAGUAGCUAUUAAAUUAAAAAUCAGAAUGUAGGGUAUUUCUUAAUAUCACAUUUAAGAUUUCUAGUCUUCACUUUAAGAGUCGUCAUAUAUUCGUGGAAGUCAAUAUCCACUAAUGGCGAGCCUGUAUUACUUUCACCCAAAGGUUCCUAAACUAUUCAAUAUGCAAUCUAACUCUAUAACAGUUUUCAGCCCUUCUUCGUCCUGUGAAAAAUCGAUGGAAGAUAUGUCCAGAAGUUGAUGUAGAGUUUGUCUCUUCGUCAAGGUGGCGAAGUUAAUACUUCAUUAUGAUAUUAUCCAGAAUGAUCUAUUAACUCUAUUGUCUCUUCCUCUACGAGCCGAAAUCAAAAAGUGUUAACGUAUAAUUCAAUUUCAUAUUCUUGAGUACAUACUUUUUGACUGGUUCAAACGCAGCGCGUAUCAAUCAGUAGAUAAGAUACUCAAACGAAAGAACUAACUAAUAUUAGUUUUUCUAAUCAUCUAAAAAGGCCAUUAUGCAACAUUUCAAUGUCUCGACUUGUGCAACCAAAACCCAAAUAGUUACACUUUUUCGCAACAUUCACUCUGUAGCAAGAUAGUAGAUGUGGUAAAGUGAUGUAAUAAGCGUUAAAUGGGUUAUUGGGUCAUAUUGCCAACAGUCAUAAAUAUCUAACAAAAGUUCUUGAAAGGCUUAUAAUCAUAAAUAUCAAGAACGAACUUUUUUGGUAUAAAAUGUGUAGCAUCUGAUGGCAAAUGACACAGUUGACAAGUGAAGGCAAAAAAGGCCACAUCAACACAUCGCCGGUGUUUUAGCGCAAUUAUAAAGUGCGGGCGACGUAAUUUAAAAUCACACAAGUUAAUUUUUAAUUUUUUCACUUUUGAAGUAUUUCGCUUUAACAAAAUGAAAGCAGUUUUUGCUGUUUUAAUAUUUGCGGCCGUCAUAAUAGCCAACUCGAAUGCCGUUGACCAAGUGAUUGGUGUAAUUACGCCAACUGAUUCAAUAUUGGCCAUGACUACAGUGCAACAACGCUUUCGUUUGGGCCAAGUGGUGACGGCUACUUAUGUAUUUACGGGUGCCUCCACAACAGCAACGGUCGUAGGCAUCAGAAUAAGAGACAGGAAGCCUGUGAGAAUGAGUCCCACAAUUGCAAUUACAGGUGGUGCGCUAAAUUCAGCCACCAUCACCCUAACAUUUACGUCACAACGCAGCUUUGGUAUCAACAGCAAUGUUACUGUCUAUGGCACGCCAUAAUUUUUUACCUACAGAAUACAUAAUUAGCUUUUAAGUCUGAACGUACAAACGGAAAAUUUUACAAUAUCUCCUUUUAUUAUAUUUGAUUCAAAAUAAACCAUUAUAUUUUUUUAAUAUAA